AGGCGCUCGCCUGCCCGCUCCGUUGACCCAUCGCCCUGCUGCGUAGCUGCCUCCUUCACUGCGCCUCCGCAGCCCCCUUGCUUCGCCUGGUCCUCCUCGCCUUGGAUCCGGCCCGUGCUCGGCUGGCCCUCUCACUCGGCCUGGCUGCGGGCGCUCGGGCUCUCUGGCUGGGGCUCGGGCUGUUUGCCCUGUGAGGUUGACUCCAAAAAAAAAGGAGAAAGAACAGGAAAAGAAGAGAGCUCGGCAAUGUCUUCUUCGGGAUAUGUGGCUGUUCCUCGCUGCUCCGUGAUCUUUGAUGGCACCAACUAUGCUGAGUUUGUUGGCUUCAUGCGUAUCCAUAUGCGCGGCCUUCUGCUGUGGGGCGUGCUCUCUGGCGAGGUACCCUGUCCGCCCUGCCCUGUUGCUCCGGUGGCUCCUGUUCCGCCGGUUCCGCCGGUGCUUGCUGCUGAUGCUUCUCAGGCUGAUCGGGAUGCAGCCAAGGCUCUUGAUGAUGCUGCAGUUGAUGCGUAUGAUCAGCAGGUAUCCGCAUACUCUGAUGCUCUUUCCGUCUACCGGGAUGAUCUGUCUGCUUACACGUGGUGUAAUGAUGAUGCUCGUGCUGCUGCUGUUCUCACUGCGAGUGUCCUCCCUCAGUUUGCUUCGGAGUUCAUGGGCCUCGGCACUGUUGCAGCGAUGUGGUCCUACCUUUGUCAGCGCUAUCAGCCCUCUGGUGAUGCUCUAUACCUUUCUGUGGUGCGUCAGGAGCAUGCUCUCCAGCAGGGUGACUCGUCUGUUGAUGAGUUCUAUUCACAGUGCUCUGCCAUCUGGCGUCAGCUUGACUCACUACGGACAGUUGUUUGUGGCACUUGCCGUUGCUGUCAGACUACGCGGUCUGACUUGGAGUUUCAGAGGGUUCAUGAGUUCUUAUCUCGUCUCCGCUUCAAGUUUGAGCCCCGACGUGCUCACUUGCUAGCAUGAUCAAAGCGAAUAUGGCCCUUGCUCACUCCUCCAUUACUUGAGACACCUUCGGAGAAAACGAGCCAGAGCCCGAGCCGGAUUAGUUUUCUAUGCUUUCUUUCUUUUCUUUGGGAAAACUACUUUCCCUGUCCUGUACUCCCUCCAAUCCAUUUUACUUGUCUUAGAUUUGUCUAGAUACGGAUGUAUCUAACACGUAGUAAUAUGGAUUGGAAGGAGUAACUGACAUUAUAUUGAUUCCCCUCUGAAAUGCAUUGGCAGUACAACUGCCUGUUCCUUUAACAAAACAAUAUGAUCACGAUCACUUACUGCAUUUUGAAACCCUUGAGUUUAGUGGCACAUCAAAUAUUCAAAUCUGGUUCAUAUAACUUCGGCAAACAAAGUUCCAAGCACAUUGUUGCUUCAGCGGAUAGUCAAUAAGCAUACCUUUAUUUAAAUUGAGCAAUACAGGUUCAUUGUUCGGGUAAAAGAUCAAUUUCCCACAUACGUAGUUUAAUUUUUGGAUCCUUGUUUACCAUUCAUGUUCAUUGUUCGGGUAAAAGAUCAAUUUCCCACAUACGUAGUUUGUGAGAUGACUACUUCAUAUUUGUAGCGUAUUAUUAGAUGGUACUCUCUCCAUUCCAAAAUACUCGAAGUUUUAGGUUUGUCCUAACAUUUUUUAGUUUGACCAAGUUUAUAGAAAAAUAUACCAAUAUC
Aegilops tauschii subsp. strangulata is the source of this 1650-nucleotide messenger RNA. NCBI's taxonomy places the organism in Eukaryota, Viridiplantae, Streptophyta, Magnoliopsida, Poales, Poaceae. The record is from RefSeq and is a predicted model, not a curated record.